AUGGCCGGACCCCUCUUCUCCCAGCUCUCCGACGACGUCGUUCUCAAGAUUCUCUUCAAGCUCGAAGAGGACCCGCGAAACUGGGCCAGGCUCGCCUGCUCUUGCACCAAGUUCUCGUCUUUGAUUCGCAACGUUUGCUGCAAGACCAAGUGCUCCGAAGUCAUCCCUUCCGUCGUCUCCGAUCUCCUCUCUGGCUCAUCUGUGCCACCGGGCGGUUGGGCCGCGCUUCACAAGCUCGCCGUGUGCUGCCCCGGUCUCCUCCACUCCGGUGUUCUCUUUGAGAACUCCGAUUUCGGCCUCGAACGUGAGGUUGGCCCCGAUGAGAAUUAUCGGAGAUUGGAUUCGUCUCCGGCCGCCAAGCCCCAAACCGAGCCUUCCUCGAGCCAAAUUGGUGCGAAUCAUGAAGUGGGUGCUUCAGGGCCUAAUUGUUCUUGGUCUCUCUUCGAUGAUCUUUAUUUCGAUACGGUGUAUGAUGAUUCUGAAGCCCAAGUAGAAGCAGCAGAGGAUCAGGCUAGUGUUGAGAAAGGUGGUGUUAGAGUGGGCGGUGAAUUUUCUAUAUGUAAGAAGAGGAAGGUUUGUAGGCCGAUGAGGUCGCAUUUAGCUUCUGGGGUUUGGAAUUUGAGCCGUGAACAGGGCAAUAAGCUUCUUCACAGUCGGUUCCGUGGUGAUUGCUUAUACAUAUGUGAUUGGCCUUUCUGUGUUCACAUCGAAGAGAAGCGGAAUUACAUGCUUUUCAGAGGGAUUUUCAAGGAUUUCAAGGGGUCUCAAGUGUGGAGGACCAUAAGGGAUGGGAAUAGGAGCAAGAUUGAUCUGAAUUGUGCGUUUUGCUCCUGUAAAGAAACUUGGGAUUUGCAUUCUGCCUUCUGUUUGAGGCGGGUUUUCGGUUACCAUGACGAUGGUGAGCCGGUUGUUCGAGCUUAUGUCUGUGAAAAUGGGCAUGUCUCAGGGGCUUGGACUGACUUGCCAUUGUACUCUUAA
This is a messenger RNA of Prunus armeniaca (apricot), 978 nucleotides long. The record is from the annotation of a GenBank genome assembly. NCBI's taxonomy places the organism in Eukaryota, Viridiplantae, Streptophyta, Magnoliopsida, Rosales, Rosaceae.